Solanum dulcamara is the source of this 3083-nucleotide messenger RNA. Its product is annotated as pentatricopeptide repeat-containing protein At4g20740. Lineage: Eukaryota; Viridiplantae; Streptophyta; Magnoliopsida; Solanales; Solanaceae. Gene Ontology annotation, molecular function: protein binding. The record is from RefSeq and is a predicted model, not a curated record. The transcript has 3 exons. The coding region runs from base 170 to 2332 and encodes 720 amino acids.
UAAAUAAAACUGUUAAGUCUUUUUCAUUAAAAAAAACAAACAAACAAAUUUUAAUGAUUUUGGUUUCUGCAAAAUCCAAAGCAACUCAAUAUGGCGGAAGUAUAUUAGUCCAUACAAGUACAGCCGCUUUCAGUUUCUGAAGAAGAAGAAAACUGACAGAAGCUCAGAAAUGCCACCCAAAUCCUCACAAACCAAACCAUACUUCUUCUACGGCCACCGGAAACCGACUCAACAUCGUCCCACAGUACAAGGAGGCCUCUUUUCCAAUCGCCAAACCAUAAACCCAAAUCGCACCACCAAAAACUCCCCUUCCUCUGCUACCCAAGGCAACUUUCAGCUUCAAAAAUGGGACCCAGAUGGAGUUUCGGGUCUAAAUUCCAGAGACCCAUCUCAGGAAUUCUUCUCUUUAGCUCAGCGUCUAUCACCAAUUGCUAGGUAUAUAGUGGAUUCAUUCAGGAAACAUGGGAAUUGGGGUGCACCCCUUUUGGCUGACCUUAAUAGCCUACGACGGGUUACACCUAAGCUUGUAGCUGAGGUCCUUAAGCACCCUAAUCUUGAUCCCAAAAUUUCAUCCAAGUUCUUCUAUUGGGCUGGAAAACAGAAAGGUUAUAGGCAUGAUUUCUCUUGUUACAAUGCCUUUGCUUAUGGUCUGAAUCGGGCGAAUCAAUUUCGGACAGCUGAUCAGGUUCCUGAGCUGAUGCAUAUGCAAGGAAAGUCACCUAGUGAGAAACAAUUUGAGAUCUUGAUCAGAAUGCAUGGUGAUGCUAACAGGGGUCUUAGAGUAUACUAUGUGUAUGAGAAAAUGAAAAAAUUUGGGGUAAAACCAAGAGUUUUUCUGUAUAACAGAAUAAUGGAUGCUUUGGUCAAAACCAAUCAUUUGGACUUGGCUAUGUCAGUUUAUGAUGAUUUCAAGAAGGAUGGGUUGGUGGAGGAAAGCGUGACUUUCAUGAUCUUGAUAAAGGGCCUAUGCAAGUUAGGACGGAUGGAUGAAGUGUUUGGGCUUUUGGUUCGGAUGAGAGAGAAUCUUUGCAAACCAGAUGUGUUUGCUUACACAGCAAUGGUAAAGAUAUUGGUUGCAGAGCGGAACUUGGAUGGUUGUUCAAAGGUUUGGAAGGAGAUGCAACAGGAUGCAGUUGAACCCGAUGUUAUUGCUUAUUCAACUUUUAUUGCUGGUUUGUGUAAAAAUAAUCAGGUUGACAAAGGCUAUGAGUUGUUCAAGGAAAUGAAACAAAAGAACAUUUUAAUAGAUAGGGGGAUUUAUGGAUGUUUGAUUGAAUCAUUUGUAGCAAUUGGGAAAGUUGGUUUAGCUUGUGAUUUGCUUAAAGAUCUAAUGGACUCGGGCUAUAGGGCUGAUUUGGCAAUCUAUAAUUCUAUUAUUGAAGGCCUCUGCAAUGCAAAACGAAUAGAUAGGGCCUAUAAACUUUUCCAAAUCACAGUUCAAGAAGAUCUUCGUCCUGACUUUUUCACUGUGAGGCCAAUAUUGGUGUCUUAUGCAGAGUCAAAGAAAAUGGAUGAAAUUUGCAAAUUUCUUGAGGAACUGCAGCGAUUAAGCUAUUGCAUUAGUGAUGAUUUAUCCAAAUUCUUCACAUUUAUGGUAGAGAAGGAUGAUAGAAUUAUGAUUGCUUUAGAAGUCUUUGAAUAUUUGAAAGGAAAAGAUUAUUGUGGUGUUCCAAUAUAUAACAUUCUUAUGGAGGCACUCUAUCAGAAUGGCGAGGUGAACAAGGCACUCACAUUAUUCGCUAAGUUGAGAAGUUCAGAUUAUGAACCUGAUUCAUCAACAUAUAGCAAUGCCAUCCAGUGUUUUAUAGAGGUCGGAAAUGUACAGGAGGCAUGUAUUUGCUAUAACAGAAUUAAAGAGUUGUCUUUGAUUCCCUCAGUUACUGCAUAUCGUUCUCUUGUCAAAGGGCUUUGCAAAAUAGGAGAGAUUGAUCCAGCAAUGAUGCUAAUUCGUGACUGCCUAGGCAAUGUGGCUAGUGGUCCUAUUGAGUUUAAGUAUAUUCUCACUAUUAUUAAUGUUUGUAAAAUGAAUGAUGCUGAGAAGGUAAUGAAAGUUGUAGAUGAAUUGCUCGAAGAGGGCUAUUCUCCUGAUAAUGCUGUAUAUUGCGCUGUAAUAUCUGGCAUGUGCAAACAUGGAACAAUUGAAGAAGCACGGAAUUUUUUUGCAAAUAUGAGAAAGCUAAAACAUCUUACUGAAGCCAACUUAGUUGUUUAUGAUGAGAUGCUUGUUGACCACAUGAAGAAGAAGACGGCAGACCUGGUGUUGUCUGGAUUGAAAUUUUUUGGUCUGGAAUCAAAGUUAAAAGCGAAGGGGUGUACUCUUUUAGCAGGUUGAAAAAAAUGAAAACAGGUAGCUUGGUGAACGGUUUGUCUGUAGUUGUUGGAGGAGACCCAUCUAUCGCACUGGAAGAGUUCAAGUGCAUAUUUUCAUUGAGAGAUGAAAGACUACUCCGAUGCUUUUUGAAGGUAACUUUCAACUAAUGAUCGAGUAAUUCAUUGCUAAUUGAAUCGAACUUUUCAUGGCCAAAAGGAAAGCUAACCCUUUGUCCGGAGACAAAAGGAGAGAAGUGAAAUGUACCUAAGUUUCCCUUUGUUUGUUUCAAGGGAUUUGGCAAAAGAUGGAUGGCAUUUUAAUUUUGGAGUUUUCUCUCCUAUUUCCCUCUUGUAUUUUUUCUUAAACAUCGGUUCUAUCAGUAUAAGCUUGACUAAUCUACCACACACAGCUUGUCCUGUUAUCAAGCGCAAUUCACCAAGGUAAUCUUGAUCACCAAGACUGGAGCUGAUGGAGUAACACCAAGUGUUAUGGUUAUGAUUCUAACCUGGGUGAUGCAGGUUACUCCUAUGCCUCGGACACUAGGUCAUUCCCUUGGGGACUCGAUACUAUACUUUCCUCUUAGCUUCCUGACAUAGGAAAAUGGAAAAGUUGAUUCGGCUCUCAGCUGGCUUAUGACCCUGCCAUGAAGCCCCGUCCAGCAGUGGCAUUUGUGAACUCUGCUAGUGUAGCACCAUCUAAUAACCAGUUUAGAAAAACUUGCAUUUUGUUAUUAUGAUAAAAGAGUGCAAAUAAUAAAUUCUUUCUUCUUGCA